AGCUCCCGAUCGGAAAGCACAAGAACACAAGAGCUACGAACACGCCCGGGAAAUCUUGACGGGAGCGAGCUGGGUCUGGUUUCAAAUUGAAGGCCACCGCUAGCACUAGCUAGAGCUCGAGCAGUGCAGGGCACACCCGUGCGAAGCUCAACAUGUGCAGCCAGGCGGACCCGACGCUGACGUGCCCGCCGCCGUCGCAGGGGCGGCUCAUCACGGUGCUGAGCAUCGACGGCGGCGGCAUCCGCGGUCUCAUCCCCUCCACCAUCCUCGCAUGCCUCGAGUCCAAGCUCCAAGAGCUGGACGGGCCGGACGCGCGCAUCGCGGACUACUUCGACGUGAUCGCCGGGACGAGCACGGGCGCGCUGGUCACGUCGAUGCUGGCGGCGCCGGGCGAGAACAAGCGGCCGCUCUUCGAGGCCAAGGACAUCAACAAGUUCUACCUCGACAACGGGCCCAAGAUCUUUCCGCAGAAGAGGUUGGGGUUCCUGACCCCGAUGGCGAACCUGUUUGGCGCGGUGACGGGCCCCAAGUACGACGGUAAGUUCCUGCACGACAAGAUCAAGAGCCUCACCAACGACGUGACCGUCGCCGACACCGUCACCAACAUCAUCGUACCGACGUUCGACAUCAAGUACCUGCAGCCGGUCAUCUUCAACACGUAUGAGGCCAAGGUGGACCCGCUCAAGAACGCGCACCUCUCCGACAUCUGCAUCAGCACGUCCGCGGCGCCCACCUACUUCCCAGCGCACUACUUCACGACCCGCGACCCCGCGGGCAAGCUGCCAGACCGUGAGUACCACCUCAUCGACGGUGGCGUGGCCGCCAACAACCCCACCAUGGCCGCCAUGUCCAUGAUCACCAAGGAAGUGUUGCGCCGGAACCCGGACUUCACGCACGGCAAGCCCGCCGAGUACCACAGGUAUCUCAUCAUCUCCAUCGGCACAGGGACGGCCAAGCAGGCGGAGAAGUACACCGCGCCGAACUGCGCCAAGUGGGGCGUCCUCCGCUGGCUCUAUGACGGUGGCUUCACCCCACUUAUCGACAUUUUCUCUCAUGCAAGCGCCGACAUGGUCGACAUCCACGCUGCUAUAUUAUUCCAGGCUCUCAACAUUGAGAAGAACUACCUACGCAUCCAGGAUGACUCGCUCACGGGCCACACGUCAUCGGUGGAUAUCUCCACCAAGGCGAACAUGGAGGCGCUCAUCGGAAUCGGCAACAUGUUGCUCAAGAAGAAAGUUGCCCGGGUGAACAUUGACACGGGGGUGUACGAGCCCGUCGAUGAUGAGGGCACCAACGAAGAGGCGUUGGCUCACUUUGCCAAGAAGCUCUCCGACGAGCGCAAGCUGCGGCUGAGCCAAACCACCCUCAACUCCCAAUAGACGAGAGGACGAUUCGAAAGAGAACAGAGACGAAGAAAACUAGCUCCUAUGCUAGAUCGACCGAUCUAGAGUUGUAAUAUAUUGUUAUGUAAUGUAAUUUUUGGUGAGUAAUUAA
Messenger RNA from Triticum aestivum (bread wheat), 1494 nucleotides. RefSeq names its product patatin-like protein 1. NCBI's taxonomy places the organism in Eukaryota, Viridiplantae, Streptophyta, Magnoliopsida, Poales, Poaceae. Bases 153 to 1379 code for a protein of 408 amino acids. The transcript is spliced from 3 exons. The record is from RefSeq and is a predicted model, not a curated record. Gene Ontology annotation, molecular function: monoacylglycerol lipase activity; glycerophospholipase activity. Gene Ontology annotation, biological process: lipid metabolic process.